Cotesia congregata is the source of this 2445-nucleotide messenger RNA. The record is from the annotation of a GenBank genome assembly. Lineage: Eukaryota; Metazoa; Arthropoda; Insecta; Hymenoptera; Braconidae.
AUGCUGAAGUUGAAACGUCAAAGUGAAAACCAAAGAAGAAAAAAUAAAGUCAAUAAUAUGAGACAACGAAGAAAUGAAGAUAGAAGUAUGAUUAAUACCAGCAGCAGUGAAAGUGGAAGUGAAAAUAAUGAAAAAAGUGAUAAUAUGAGAAUUUCUUCAAAAUUAAGACAGCGGAAAUACCUUUCAAUCACGAAAAAUUCAAUGAAGCACAAAAAUAGAAUGAAGAACUACCAUGCUUCCUCAAAUUUUAAAGAAAAACAUAAAAUUUAUGAAAAGAUUCGUUUAUCUGACUUUGAUGAGCACGAAAAACACUUGGUGAAAGUGAAAAUUUCUCAAAAACAAAAAUUAAAAAAUCCAGAACAGAGAAGAAUACAUCAAAAAAGGUUAAUAAAAGCUCAAGAACAACGACUACAAGAUCCACAAAAGAGAAAAACACAUCAGAAUAGGUUAAAAAAAGCUCAAGAACAAAGAUUAAAGGAUUCACAAAAGAGAAAAAUACAUCAGAAUAGGUUAAAAAAAGCUCAAGAACGAAGAUUACAAGAUGUAAAUAAAAGAAAAAUACACAGAUUGAGACUAAAAUUGGCACAAUCAACUUUGACACAUCUAGAAGAACGAUUUAUUUGCCCACGAAUUCCAUUUAUGAUGAUAAGAGCUGUAAUUAAUGGCGGACAAUAUCUAGUAAAAGGUCGAGCUGUUAAUGUACCAACAAAUGUUGAGACUUCUGUAAGUAUUCUUCCUAGAGUUCAAUCAGAAGCCAUGGUUAUUCCGAUAUGCUUUCGAAGAAAAAAAUUAUUCGAAUCUAUCGUUAUGUUUGAAAACGUUCGACCCAAAGCAAUAGAAAAAGCUCCGAAUAUAUUAAAAAAUUCAGAAGUUUACAAACAUUGUAAAAUAAAGUUGGAUUUUUCUAGAAUUAAAAAUAUUCAAAAAUUUCAAUUUAAUAAUGAAAUCAAAAAAGGUAGCAUUACUAAUCAGAAUAGCAACAAAAAUAGUAACAGCAAUCAUAAUAAUAUUAAUCGAAACAAUGAUGAUGAUAAUGAUGAUGAUGAUAAUGAAGAUGAUGAUGAUGAUAAUGAUGAAAACAGUAGUUCUGAUGAAGACGAACCUGCUAAUGAUGAAGAUGAGUCUACAUUAUUAAUGACUCAAGCUAUCAUUUUCGCACCAGGAGAAGGUGAAAAACCAGUAUCAUUAUUUGAUAAAUUCACAGAAGCAUUAAGUUUUAUCAAAAUAUAUGGUGGAAAGUUAAUUCAAAAACCUAAAAAUAUAUCAUAUCAAAAUUGGAUUAAAUCAGAGAUCAUGAGAUCAGAUCGAAAAUGUGCCAGUAUUACCAAAUUUUUACAAGAGAACGAUGAUGAUGAUAAAGUAACAGAUAAUGAUUUAAUGCGUUUGUGGGCAAAAAUCCAGUCAUCUUUUAAAGUAACUACGACUUAUGAUGUGGUAAUAGGUCUCAAUGAAGAUGGAUACAUCAUAAAUGCUGUAUGUCAAUGUCCAGCAUCAGAAUCUCUGAAUUGUUCACAUAUCGUCGCGUUACUUUUUACACUUGAAGAAUAUACGCUUCAAUAUGGAUUCGAAUCACUGACUUGUACUUCAAAAAUAAAAGAAUGGAAUCAAGGUCGUAAAACUGGAAAUAAUCCCUCAAGUAUCAUUACUGCUGAGUAUCAAAAAUCUAAAUCAACGAAAAAUUCUAGUGAAAAUGAUGAAAAAAAAAAUCUAAUCCAGUUAAAAAUAGAAAAGCUCCAAAAUAAUUUAAGCUCAUCUACGCUUGGUCCAUUUGAGAUUGAGUUAGAACAAAAUAGUCCGUCAUGGCUCAAUGCACAAAGAUACCGAAUCACUGCAUCAGAUUGUAAAUCGUUUUAUACAAGCAAAGAUUUAACAAAUCUAAUAAAUACAAAAUUAUGGCUAGAAACACAGGAUAUUAGUCACUUGCCUGCGAUUGCUUACGGUAGAGAAAAUGAGUCAACUGCAAUUCAAGAAUAUUUGGCGUCUAUUAACAGGACUCAGAUUAUAAGGCCAGGAUUGAUCGUCAAUACUAAGUUCCCAGGACUUGGUUGUAGCCCAGACGGAUUAAUUUUUGAAAAUAAUGAACUUCUCUACUGUAUUGAAAUAAAGUGUCCUUACACGCUGAAAAAUUGCUCACCACUAACUUUAGCUGGAGUAAAAAAUCCAAAUAAUUUGUGCUAUACUGUUAAAAAUGAUCAAAUUGCUUUAAUAAGGAAUCAUACUUAUUAUUAUCAAGUUCAACUAACAUUGGCUAUUUUAGAGUUGCAGUAUUGUGAAUUUAUUGUCUGGACACCCAAGAAUGGUUUUGUAGUCGAGAAGAUUUCUGGAGAUGAAAAUUUUAUAAAAGCUCUUACCACUAAAUUAUGUAAAGUCCAUAAUAUUUUAGCUAUGGAAUUUUUUGAGAUAAGACUACCACAAAAGCUACCACUACUUGUGAUAAACGUAUAA